Molecule: messenger RNA, 525 nt
Organism: Drosophila serrata
Lineage: Eukaryota; Metazoa; Arthropoda; Insecta; Diptera; Drosophilidae
Gene: ATPsynF
Product: ATP synthase, subunit F
Biological process (GO): proton motive force-driven mitochondrial ATP synthesis
Cellular component (GO): proton-transporting ATP synthase complex
Molecular function (GO): proton-transporting ATP synthase activity, rotational mechanism
Source: RefSeq, a predicted model, not a curated record
CAUACUUGGUAUCGAACGACACGAUGGCUUUCGGUGACUAUCCUGCUGAGUAUAACCCCAAGGUGCACGGUCCCUACGACCCGGCCCGAUUCUACGGCAAAGCCGAUGUGCCAUUCGGACAGGUGAAGUUAGGAGAGCUGGGCGCCUGGCUGGGACGCCGCAACAAGAGCCCCAAUGCCCUUGCCGGAGCCGUGAGCCGUGCCUGGUGGCGCUGGCAGCACAAGUACGUGUUCCCCAAGCGCGCUGGCAUCGCUCCCUUCUUCCAGCUGACCGUCGCCAGCAUGACGUUCUUCUAUCUGAUCAACUACACCAAGUUGAAGCACCACAGGAACUACAAGUACCACUAAGCGGCACUCCGCUGGUGGCACCUCCUGCAACUCUACUCGAUCUUGAUCCAGUUACAGACUUUCCACACGGCGUGCGAGAGGCGGGCGGGCGAACACCACACAACAAUUACUAUAUUUGGCUUUUGUGUUUGAAAAACUGCUUAAGUGAAUAAAACGGCUGCGGAUAUCUCUGCCCAUA